AGCAUUAUUCACUGCGCCAACUCAGCACUCCCACUCCCACUCCCACUCACUCGCCCUGGCCUUCUCCCUCUCCCCUCAGCCUCUCAAAGCCUGUUCCCGAUUCUGCAGGCGCGGGCACUUUCGCCCGCGACCUUCAUGCCCACACUGGCGCAAUCCACCAAAAUUUGCUCCUCGUCGUCCCGCACUCAACAGAUAGCUCGACAUCUUUCGAGCUCAUCUUCCUCUUCCUCUUCCUCUUCCUCUUCCUCUCCUUCUUCCCCUCCAAACAACAACAACUCUGCUCCGCCACCAAACGCAAACAUGGCCUCUCAAUACACCACCCGCAAGGUCGCUGCCCCAAACACCUUGGAGCACCGCAUCUACAUCGAGAAGGACGGCGUUCCAGUCUCCCCUUUCCACGAUAUCCCUCUCUACGCCAAUGAGCAUCAGACGAUCUUGAACAUGAUAGUUGAGAUCCCAAGAUGGACCAAUGCAAAGAUGGAGAUUAGCAAGGCAGACUUGCUUAAUCCUAUUAAGCAAGAUAUCAAGAAAGGCAAGCUUCGCUUCGUCCGCAACUGCUUCCCCCACAAGGGUUACCUAUGGAACUAUGGUGCUUUCCCUCAAACAUGGGAGGAUCCCAACGUCAUCCACCCCGAGACCAAGGCCAAGGGUGACAACGACCCAUUGGAUGUCUGCGAAAUUGGUGAGCUGGUCGGAUACCCUGGUCAGGUCAAGCAAGUCAAGGUUCUCGGUGUCAUGGCUCUUCUUGACGAGGAGGAGACCGACUGGAAAGUCAUUGUCAUUGAUGUCAACGACCCACUGGCUCCUAAGCUCAAUGACGUUGAGGAUGUCGAGAGACACUUGCCAGGUCUGUUGAGAGCCACCAAUGAGUGGUUCAGAAUCUACAAAAUCCCAGAUGGAAAGCCAGAGAAUCAAUUCGCUUUCACUGGUGAGUGCAAGAACAAGAAGUACGCUACCGACGUCGUUCGUGAGUGUGCUGAGGCUUGGGAGAAGCUCAUCACUGGAAAGACCACUCCUGGUGAAAUCUCCACAACCAACCUCACUGUCAAGCAAUCUCCAAGCCGUGUCACUCCUGAUCAGCUUCCUCCUAUUCCUCAAAAUGAGAACCUUACUGCAGCACCAAUCGACCCAAGUAUUGACAAGUGGUUCUUCAUCUCUGGAGCCGCUGCUUAAAUGCGGAUUUUUGGACUGGACCAAGAUCAUAACAGCAUUUUCAUGAUUGGUGGAAUAGUACAAAAAGUUAUUAAAUGGCCUUUAGACGAUGUUUUUCGUUGAUCGUGCUCGUACUUCAUUCUGUUUGCCGUCCCAUUGGGGAUUGAAAACGGUGAUACGCCACCAAGC
Molecule: messenger RNA, 1341 nt
Organism: Cadophora gregata
Lineage: Eukaryota; Fungi; Ascomycota; Leotiomycetes; Helotiales; Ploettnerulaceae
Gene: IPP1
Product: Inorganic pyrophosphatase
Exons: 6
Coding region: 136-1173 (345 amino acids)
Biological process (GO): phosphate-containing compound metabolic process
Cellular component (GO): nucleus; cytoplasm
Molecular function (GO): magnesium ion binding; inorganic diphosphate phosphatase activity
Source: RefSeq, a predicted model, not a curated record